CGUCGCCGAAACAUGAUGGCUUUGCUUGUUGUUGUUUGCUUGUGUUUGCUUUGUGGCUGUAUCCACUAUCUUUUUGAAUGUCGCUGUCGUCGCCAAUCCAAUUCACCACCACAGAUACAAACAGCACAAGCGCACACACACACACCACCACCACCACACCACCGCACACCACCAGCAGCGACCAUGGCUGACAUGCCCCCCACGCCGCAGAGCGCGAUCCAGGCAGACUGGCAGACGCGCGAGUUUGUGGAGACCAUCUCCUCGGGGAUUCGCCGCAUCACAGAGUUCCUGAACGACUUUGACAACUCGACGCGGUACCGCCUUGCAGUGCUGAACGAGAAGCUUGGUUCGCUGGAACGGUCACUGGAGUUUGUGGAAGCAAAGAUUGACAAGGCCACGAACCGGGACAGCUAAACUGCACCCCGUUCAAGCAUUGCCCUUUGUGUUUCUUCGUGUUGAGCAUCACGCUCAUCUGCCUUCAUGCCAUGUUGUAUGUUUGCGGCUGUACCGCGCUCAUGGCCUGACCCCACACCCCAACCCGUUCCACGUUUCCACCUUCACGCACCCACCUGCACAUGCGUACGUACUCUUCGUUGUGCUUGUCUGCCUCGCUGUUCGUCUUGUCGACUUUUGUUGUGUGUAUGUGUGAGUGUGCGUGUGUGCGUGUCAUUGCGUCAAUCACGUGUCUAUGUGCGGAGUGCAUUCGCAUUAUUGAACACUAUCUUCCACA
Messenger RNA from Salpingoeca rosetta, 730 nucleotides. Its product is annotated as BRICK 1 protein. The transcript has 3 exons. Lineage: Eukaryota; Choanoflagellata; Craspedida; Salpingoecidae. The record is from RefSeq and is a predicted model, not a curated record. Gene Ontology annotation, molecular function: protein-containing complex binding. Bases 13 to 414 code for a protein of 133 amino acids. Gene Ontology annotation, biological process: cell motility; actin filament organization; regulation of actin polymerization or depolymerization. Gene Ontology annotation, cellular component: SCAR complex.